Messenger RNA from Exophiala mesophila, 3319 nucleotides. RefSeq lists its product as uncharacterized. Bases 625 to 2937 code for a protein of 770 amino acids. NCBI's taxonomy places the organism in Eukaryota, Fungi, Ascomycota, Eurotiomycetes, Chaetothyriales, Herpotrichiellaceae. The record is from RefSeq and is a predicted model, not a curated record. The transcript has 2 exons.
CUCUCGUGCCUCUCUCUAUAGGCGUGUUUCGCUCUCACAUUAUCGGCAUCCACGCGCCUAUCUUCCUCUUUUGAUGUUACGAGCCUUCUCUCACUUGCAUAUACCUUUGCCACCAGCCGGGUUGAACAUCACCCCAUCUGCUUUGUUCCUGGAUCUGUUCGAUCUCUAGCCUCGCUGCGUACACGAUCCGCGGACGCGAUGCAAACCUCGGGUUCGGUGAUCAUCCCAACAAGAGAAUUUGUCUAGCUUUCUUGCCCGAGAUUCCUUCAGUCACUCGUUCACUCAUGGUCUUCUUCACUCGCGCAAUCAUCUCAGUCUCGAUUGUCUACGAAUGAACAUCGAUCUUUGGCCACUCAAAUUCACCUCGACAACUCUCUGUCCGAAUCACUAGGACUAUAUCGAUCGUUGCCUUCGUCGUCGUACGAGUUCCGGGUUCAUCGCUACAUCACUUCGGAAGUGUGUUGCCUGACGACCAGUCCUGGUUACGGGUGUCGCAUCUCACCCCACUAUACCAACCACGCGGUUUUCAAGCGCUGCCACCACUUACGCACAGACCUUGACUGACAGAUGCUUUGACAAUAUCGGGUCUUGUUUCUACGUACAUCCAGUGGAUUACGACCAGCCAUGCCCGCCAUGACUGCCACCGCCCGCCCAACAGAUGACUUCGACAUGGGCAAGCUGCAGAAGAGCCUUAAGCAGCGACAACGCCAUUCCAUUCGAAUCAAACCUCAUGUGGCCAAGUUAACACCUGCUGAAAUCCGGUCGCUCAACAAUAGUGCUAUCGCAUCUUCAGCGGGGAGUCACUCAAGCUCUCACGCUUCAUCGCCGGCUCGAUCUCGCCGAUCCACCACCGGCACACCGCCAACGUCGCCAGACGAUGGCUUGAGCUCGCAUCGACACUCGGUGUCGCGCAAUUCACCACAUGAUGUCCUCACCCCGCCUCAUACGCCGAGUGGAGGUCGACGGUCGUCACAAUCGAGUAGUCACAGUCACCACCACCACAAUCAUCAGCAUACCUACCAAGUUCCCCACUCGAAUGGCAUUAUAUAUGCGCCUCGACCGCGGGGGCAUUAUCACGCGAGCUUCAUGUCGAGUGCACCCUCCUCCAGACCAUCUAGCUCAAGCUCGUCAACGACAUACCGAGGUCUUCCCACUUAUAGAGGGCCAGAAGUCACCCGAACGGGGUCGAUGAAUAUGCUGCAACGCCCAUCGGCAACUAUUGUCGCCAACCCUCUAUCGCAAUUCUCACGACCGAGGCAGAGCGCGUUCGGCGUCUCACCAGAACGACACCGACAUUCUCAGGAUCUGGGAACCGACCGCUCCCAAAGCUUACCCGCUCCUCGAGCCAACUCUAUAUCGAACAUUAGUGUUGCUUCGUCGCGACCCGCAAGCCCACCGAGGGUGACAGACUCUCCAGUGUCAAUGAUGGUUGAGGAAACGGAAGCUUUUCCAGUCUUGGAUCCAAACGAUCCUCACAAUCAGCCCAAGGAAUUUUCAGACAGCGACGAUAUAGAACACGAUCCAGUAAGGACGCCCUCGGUAAACGAGCAGCCGCGACCCCAACCACCCCGGACUCUUCCAGUAGCCCCAAUGCUGCCUCCGCCGCAAGGGGAAGAACAGCAAGAUCAGCAAGAACAGCAAGAACAACCACCGCCACUGCCACCGCCACCAGCAUCACCUAAAAAGGACAAGCAGAGGAGGUUUACCAUCAGCUCAGCCCUUUUCGGAGGAGACAAAUCUAAUGCAAGUGACGAGAAACCUGGGAAAUUGAGAAAGGCGAGGAGACAAACCCUCACGUCAGCCGACGGCCAGCAAACUGACCAUCCCGAUUCUGAGAAGAAUGAAACCGCACAAGGUGCUCAAGUGGAAGAAAAAGAUGAAACUCAAGCUUUAUCCGUCAUCAUUCCAGAUACAAACAAGGGCAAAGAAAAAGAAAUCCAAUCUGCACCGGUCUAUUCACGAUGUUCAUGCUGCGGCAAAGUCAAGAAACCAUCAGGAUUUUCAUCUGGCCUCAGCCCCGUAAUGGAAAACGAAAACCUUCGAACAAAUUUCAGCUUCGAGCUGGAACGCACAUCCGAAUCAUCAUCUGGAAGAAGACUUUCGGACGCGAGUCGCCGGAAAUUCACACCCAUCAUUCCCAUGCCCAUCAGCGAGACUGAGACUCGUCAAGCCACUAUCGAACCGUUGAUCGCUUCGCCGACGCAUGUUAACAAGGAAGCUGUACUUUCGUCGCCGCAAAGUAGCAUCGAAGGCGGAAGCGGGCAAGGGUCAUCACCAGUGACGCCGACUUCCAGAAGGCCCAGGAAACAUCUUGAUCCGCCUAAAUUUGUCCGAUUUGCGAGUUUGCAUGGGCGCCGGAAUGUCGAUUCGGUUAUUAUUGCUGAAGAGGAGGAAGAGAUCCCUGAGAACACGCCUCUCAUGGAAGGCCAAGGGCAAGGACAGCAACAGCAGCAGCAUCUCCACGAGGACGUGGUCGAAACAGAAGAACUGUUUUACGGCAACGAGGAUACGACCGAAUUGCCAGAUGUGGUGAUCAGCCAGCCUGUAUUCGACAUGGAGCCCAUCCACCAACAUCAACCUUUGAUUCAACCACGAGUAUUAGUACAGAGCCCCUCGUCCAGCCAACGCACCAGUCAAGACCUCCAGCACCACAGACCAUCCGUAGCAGGAUCCGACUCCGAUAUGUUCUUUACGCCUCGAGACGGGAUCUCUCCAGCUGGUGAAAACCCACCUUCGCCUGCUGCUGCAGCCCCGACACUCUUAACCAGGACUUCGUUCCUUGACUUGCCUGAAUCCAAUUUGGACUUGCAAUUGAAGGAUUUUGGCGUUACUGACAAAUCAUCGACGACGACGACUAUCAUUUUGACUGAGGAUGCUGCUAUUGUUGAUGGUGUGCAACUCGAUCGUAAACCAGGGUCUGAGGUCAGGGUGGCAUAAAACGACAGUUUUUGGUUCUCCGAAUGAAUUAAACAGACGUGGACGGACGGACGACUCUCCUCGAUUUGCAGAGACUGGUGUUUUUUGGUCAUGAGAAACGAAGGGAAGGAAGCGAGCCCGAACAUGACUGAUGGAUUGAUCGAUUUCUCUUUUUAACAUCGCGGAUGGCGGAUGGACUGGAAUGAGUUGGAAUCACUUUUGACGAUAUUUGAUUGCAUUCAAGCGCUGGCAAGGAUGAGUGAAGAUGGUUCGCAUGAAGGAAAGCAAGCUUUGAAGUUUUAAUGAGAGGUUGAAGUUUGGUAUUUUUUUAUGCAUGAUACCAUGAGUCUUACUUAGUGUAGCGUUCAGUUUCCAUCCAAUCAUCAGAUAUCAUUGUUCACGG